This is a messenger RNA of Prunus armeniaca (apricot), 204 nucleotides long. Lineage: Eukaryota; Viridiplantae; Streptophyta; Magnoliopsida; Rosales; Rosaceae. The record is from the annotation of a GenBank genome assembly.
AUGGUGAUCAAGGACAAAAGAGACGGUGGAGGCUCAACAGUAUUGGGUUCAUGGAUCAGGUCGUGCUUCUUUGUCUUCUCAUCAGCUGGUAAAGGUGGAAAUGCAAGGAGGGAAACGUCUGUAUCAACCAGUUCAGGGACAGAGGCGACCAUGGUUGCCGCGGCAAAGCAUUUCUCUUCAGCACACAAAGUUCGGUUCCAUUAA